Molecule: messenger RNA, 1713 nt
Organism: Trametes versicolor FP-101664 SS1
Lineage: Eukaryota; Fungi; Basidiomycota; Agaricomycetes; Polyporales; Polyporaceae
Exons: 9
Coding region: 6-1160 (384 amino acids)
Biological process (GO): protein import into mitochondrial matrix
Cellular component (GO): TIM23 mitochondrial import inner membrane translocase complex
Source: RefSeq, a predicted model, not a curated record
CCACCAUGAACCUCCCUCGAGCGCGAACCGCUAUCCAUCUCACUCUGCGACUCUGCAAAUCCUCGACGCGCUCUGCUCGGAUCGUCGUCCUUCCGCGGGCCUACGCCACGCACGCGCAGAACGCUACUGUCAACCCCCAAGGAUCUGCUUCGGGCAGUAAGCCCACCGCUGCAUCCCUCCUCUCGGGCGCACUCGAUGGGCGACAGCGAUCAUCACGCAGGGAGGACUCGGCGGGUCCGUUCCAGCUGGGCCUGACGCCGCCUCGCGCAGAUGAGGUGCCCCCGGAAAAGAAGUGGUCUGAGCUGAGCGCCGGGGGGAAAGUAAUGCGCACGACGGCGCGCACGACGAACCUCGCGGUCAUCCUUGCCGGCGCGGGCCUCUCGAUCGUGCUCAUAUACGCCCUCACGUCCGAGCUCUUCUCGCGGAACUCCCCUACGGUGCUGUACAACAAGGCGUGCGACCUCAUUAAAGCAUCUCCCCAGGUGCACCAGUACUUGCAAGAACCGCUGGUCUUCCACAACCACCCACCAACAGUCUCCCGCCCGCGGCACCGAAACCACUAUGUAUCUUCACAGAUCUUCGUCGACUCCAAGGGCCGCGAACACAUGCUUCUCAACUUCUACGUCCAGGGGCGCGCACCGGGGUCUGCCCCGUCACUCUUGGAAUCCGACGAAGGCUUCUUUGCGACCGCCGCACAGAAAGCACAAGAGAAGGUGACCGCGCUGCAUGGGAUGUCAUGGGAUGAAGUGAAGGAGGAGGCGGAGAGGCGAGCGGAGGCCGUUCUGGAGAUGGGGAGGAGCGCAUUCCGGUUCCUGAGCGGGGAAGAGGUCGCGCGGGCGAAGCCCCCGCCUAUGCCGGUGCAGGAGCACAAGCAGGAGCAGGAGAAGAAGGGCUGGCUCUCGUCUGUUACCGGCUUGUUCUCGGGGAUCAAGGGCACUGCGCGGAGCUCUGCGGGAUCUUCAUCGGAAGCCUGGAACGGUCCUGCACUCACGGAAGGCGAAGUGCACGCGGACUUGGUUAUGAACGAUCAGGGACACUACGAGUUCCGCUACCUGCUCAUCGACAUGCCUAACUCCAACAUGAGGAAUCCGCGUCGAGUCUUCGUCCACAGAACAGAGGGUGUGCGGGAGACGGAACCAAUAGUGCGGUGGUACCGGUAGUCCCAUCUGCGAUCGCAGGCAGUCCGGGACAAGCACGUACUUUAUGUCUCUCGUAGUCAACACUCACCGCUCAUACUGUCGACGGCACGGUUGGGGUAUACGACCGUUGUACAUGUAUCGAAUCUAAUACAAUACAGAUGCAAAGCGUCCAGGGUGGCGGAGGGCUCAGUAUUGAGGCGUUUAUUCUCCGAAGAGCUUCUGUACGCGCUUGAGUAUAGAGUCCUUGCUGGGAUCGUAUGGGUGGUCCUUGGAAGGGAUCUCGAGCAGCGCCGGAAAUGCCUCUUGGAACUUGUCGACCAUGGGGCGGAUCUUCUCUGCGACGUGUUGGUUGAUGAGGAGUAUCGCAAUAUCCUUCCGCUGGGUGAACUCUUCGAAGGCGGCCUCGAUGGCUGGUACGUGCGUCUUGCUGUCCACGACGAGGAAGUUCUUCUUCUGGUUUUGACCGACGUUGCCGAUACCCGCUAGGAGCAUGCCCGUUACCGUGUCCUCAUCCCCGAUCACGGCGAGGAGAUUCCUCUCCUGCGAAGCCGUCGACAUCGUGUGCGGUCGCGAU